AUGGCUACUGAGGGCGUCAUAUUAAACAAUUACUAUGUGUCCCCGAUGUGUACCCCGACUAGAGCGUCAAUUAUGUCCGGAAAACACCCGAUUCACCUCGGUAUCCAACAUUUUGUGAUCUUCGCCGCGCAGCCUUAUGGACUACCACUUAAAGAAGUAACGAUAGCACAGUAUCUUAAAAUUCUUGGCUACAAGACUCAUGCAGUUGGAAAGUGGCAUCUGGGAUAUUUCACAAAGGAGUACACCCCUUUAUAUCGAGGAUUCGACUCUUUCUUUGGCUUCUUGGGUGCCAAAGAGGAUUACUGGGAUCACAGCUCGUUUGAGGAUUACUGGGGCUAUGACCUCCGAGACAACAUGAGGCCCAUCAAAAGAACUGGAAUUUAUGCAACAGACCUUUUUACCCAGGAGGCCAUAAAAAAGAUCAACGCUCACGAUGCUUCCCAACCAAUGUUCUUGUACCUCGCCCACCAAGCCGUGCAUUCAGCCAACAAGAAUGAUCCUCUUCAGGCACCAGAACAACUUAUAAAGAAAUUUAGUUUCAUCAAAGACGAAAGAAGACAAAAAUACGCUGCCAUGGUGACGUCAUUAGAUGAAUCUGUCGGUGCUGUGAGGCAGGCUCUUGCAGAUAAAGGAAUGUUGCAAGAUUCCGUCAUCAUCUUCACCACAGACAACGGGGGAGCUCCUUAUGGAUUCAAUUGUUUGUCCUUGAUUAGGAACGCUGGCUCAAACUUCCCUUUCCGCGCGGGCAAAGACACCCUAUGGGAAGGUGGAGUGAAAGGUGUUGGUUUCGUCUACACCGCAAACGAUCUCAUCAAGCACAAGAAACGUGUGUGCAUGGGACUGAUAGACGCUACAGACUGGGCUGCGACGCUGUACCAUUUGGGAGGAGGUGACGCGGAGCUAAUAUCAGCUAGAACCGACGGAAAGAAUGUCUGGGAGACGAUAUCGUACGACGCACCAUCACCCCGGGAUGAAGUAUUGCAUAAUAUAGACCCCAGGCGAAACUUUGAAGCCAUCCGUAAAGGGAACUUUAAGCUUGUGGUUGGAAUGGAUGACACAUAUCAGCUUGGAUGGCACGCGAGGUACGCAACAAAAUUGCCCCCUCCCUGGUCUGAAACCCCAACUCUCCCUGGAGCAGAAAUUAAAUGCGGUCCCUGGACGAACGGCGUAGGCAUGUGCGACUCAAAGGAUCACCACGCUUGCUUGUUUAACCUGGCUGAUGAUCCGUGUGAAUACAAAGAUGUUUCACACCUUCACCCACACGUGGUUGAGGAGCUGAAAGAGAGACUUAACUAUUACCGCAGCACAGCUUUACCAGUUGUUUAUCCGAUGAUUGACCAAGAAGCAGAUCCCAAACACUUCAAUAGCUUCUGGGGUCCGUGGAAGACACUUACAGACAAGUCGGAAUACUUUUCUGCCAAGAGCGCUUGUAACCACGUGCAAGCAGAACAGGUUCAUCGGGGAUUACAUCUCAUGCAUUAUUCCAAUCAAACUCUAUGAUUUCACGCAGUUUAAAAUUGAGAUUCUCACUGCACGGAAAAUAGUUAUAUACAUUAAUUAUAUAGAGGAGUAUGUAAUAAGUCGAGGCAAAAGCAUUGGAACACGAAGAUUUAUAAUGACCUUUUCGUGGUGACUCGGGUGACACAGUCGACAAGUAGAAAUACCAGCUAAACUAAGAUAUUUCUAUAGCAUUCUGAAUCAUGGAAUGCUUAGCCAUUUAAACCACAUCAUCUGUGAGAAGGCUUCACUGCAGGCCAGGGGUGGCAAAGCAAAAUUUUACAUUAGAAAGGAGCUGAAAAACUCCACAGUUGUAAGAAGAGAGUGAAUGCUGAAAAGAUGGUCGAAGAUGGUCUUUACACAUACACUGACCUAUCCAUCAGUUAUAUCUAACGCACGUGGAAGAGGUUAAAGCCCCCCAGCUUCCCCCUUGGUCCCCUUGCCCUGCGGCACUCUGUGAGUCACUCAGGGGCCAUAAUCGGGGACGGAGACCCAGAUUCUGACUCCUGGUCAGCCGAUAUCAUGUUACGCGCGGUCUUCGAGCUAGAAUGGAAUUCGUAAAAAAGACGACAGAAGCCUUUCAACGCUGCUUAAAAGUUAGUUAUAAUUAAGGGCUUCGGACCGUCGGCAAGGCUGAAAUGCAUUCUUAAGAGCAGCUUCGCCUAAAUAUCAACUAGA
Orbicella faveolata is the source of this 2175-nucleotide messenger RNA. RefSeq names its product arylsulfatase B-like. The record is from RefSeq and is a predicted model, not a curated record. Lineage: Eukaryota; Metazoa; Cnidaria; Anthozoa; Scleractinia; Merulinidae. Gene Ontology annotation, molecular function: sulfuric ester hydrolase activity.